This is a messenger RNA of Macaca mulatta (Rhesus monkey), 1037 nucleotides long. RefSeq names its product aquaporin 10 (gene AQP10). Gene Ontology annotation, biological process: glycerol transmembrane transport; water transport. The record is from RefSeq and is a predicted model, not a curated record. Gene Ontology annotation, cellular component: plasma membrane; basolateral plasma membrane. NCBI's taxonomy places the organism in Eukaryota, Metazoa, Chordata, Mammalia, Primates, Cercopithecidae. Gene Ontology annotation, molecular function: water channel activity; glycerol channel activity; urea transmembrane transporter activity.
CAGUGGCAGUGUGCCUGUGCAGACAGAGGGAGCAGUGAACAGUGAUAGGGUGUUUCCACCAUGGUCAUCACUCAGGCCCCGGCUGGAAUCAGGGGCCACCUCCGGAUCCGCAGCCUCCUGGCCCGGCAGUGCCUGGCAGAGUUUCUGGGUGUGUUUGUGCUCAUGCUCCUCACCCAAGGAGCUGUGGCCCAGGCUGUAACCAGUGGAGAAACCAAAGGCAACUUCUUCACCAUGUUUCUGGCUGGCUCUCUGGCCGUUGUGAUAGCCAUCUACGUGGGUGGUAACGUCUCAGGGGCCCACCUGAAUCCAGCCUUCUCCCUGGCCAUGUGCAUCGUUGGACGCCUCCCCUGGGUCAAGCUCCCCAUUUACAUCUUAGUGCAGUUGCUGUCUGCUUUCUGUGCUUCGGGAGCCACCUAUGUUCUCUACUAUGAUGCCCUACAGAACUAUACAGGUGGGAACCUGACAGUGACUGGCCCCAAGGAAACAGCCUCCAUUUUUGCCACCUAUCCUGCCCCCUAUCUGUCCCUGAACAACGGCUUCCUGGAUCAGGUUCUGGGCACCGGUAUGCUGAUGGUGGGGCUCUUAGCCAUCCUGGACAGACGGAACAAGGGAGUCCCUGCGGGUCUGGAGCCUGUGGUGGUGGGGAUGCUGAUCCUGGCCAUCGGGUUAUCCAUGGGUGCCAACUGUGGGUUUCCACUCAACCCUGCCCGGGACUUGGGCCCACGUCUCUUCACCUACGUGGCUGGCUGGGGUCCUGAAGUCUUCAGUGCUGGUAAUGGCUGGUGGUGGGUGCCUGUGGUGGCCCCUCUGGUGGGGGCCACCCUUGGCACAGCCACUUACCAGCUAUUGGUGGCUCUGCACCACCCUGAGGACCCAGAGCCAGCUCAGGAUCUGGUGUCUGCCCAACACAAAGCCUCAGAGUUGGAAACUCCUGCCUCAGCUCAGAUGCUGGAGUGUAAGCUAUGAUUAGGACAACCCUUACUUCACUCAUGGACCCUGGAGCCAGCCACUGACCCCGCCUGGGAGCAACAGUUAUU